Funneliformis geosporum is the source of this 1308-nucleotide messenger RNA. NCBI's taxonomy places the organism in Eukaryota, Fungi, Glomeromycota, Glomeromycetes, Glomerales, Glomeraceae. The record is from the annotation of a GenBank genome assembly.
AUGAGUCGUUCAAUACUUUCUUUUAAAAAAUUAAAUUUACAUAAUUUUAUUACAAAAUGCGUUAAAAGACAUUAUUCAUCAUUAAUUUCAAUUUCAAUAAGGAGACCUUCUUCAGCUUAUUAUUCUUACCCAAAUAAUGAUUUUUUCAAUUCAACAAUAUUAUCAAGGUUACAAUUGAAGAUAAUUUCAUAUUCAACAGAGACAUUAAUAAACCCUAAAAUUCAUGAAAAAUUGGAAGGAUUAAUAAUUCGUCAUUCUUUACUAUCCGAGCAAUUAUCUAAACAAUUAUCAUCGAAUGAUGAUCCAGAUUGCUUGGCAAAAAUCUUUAAAGAAUUAUCGGAUUUAAGUGAGAUAACCGAUCCUUAUAAUGAGUUAAGAAAAGCACAAGGUGUAGAACUUGAAGAGAUUAAUACAAUAUUACAAGAAACAACAACAACUAAAGAAGAAGAAUUAAAAGUACUUGUACAAGAGGAACAUCAAGAAUAUUUAAAAAAAAUAAAACUACUUGAACAAGAAGUAGUACAAGCAUUAUUACCAAAAGAUCUAGCUGAUGAAGGAAGUGCAGUGAUUGAACUUCGAGCUGGAACCGGAGGAGAUGAAGCCGCGUUAUUUGUCAAUGACAUAUUAAAAAUGUAUGAACGAUAUGCGGAGUUACGUAAAUGGAAAUUUGAAAUCCUAUCCAAAUCGGAAGAUCAUAAUGGAGCUGUUAAAGAAGUUGUAGCUACAAUAUCAGGUAAAGGAGUAUUCGGUAAUAUGAAAUUUGAAUCAGGGGUUCACAGAGUACAAAGAAUUCCUGUAACGGAGAAAGCUGGUCGAGUGCAUACAAGCACAAUCACAGUUGCCAUUUUACCAGUUCCAUCUGAGACCGAUGUAAAAUUUAAAGAUUCGGAUUUACGCAUAGAUUAUUAUAGGUCAAGUGGUAAAGGAGGACAACAUGUCAAUACAACGUCAAGUGCUGUUAGAAUAACUCAUAUUCCAAGUGGUAUUGUAGUGGCUAUACAAGAUGAAAGAUCUCAACCAAAAAAUAAAGCGAAGGCAUUACAAAUUCUGCAAGCAAGAAUAUAUGAUAUGGAACGAAAAAAAUUACAAGACGAAAGAAGAGAAAAUAGAAGGAAACAGGUUGGAUCUGGUGAAAGAUCUGAAAAAAUAAGAACUUAUAAUUUUGCACAAAAUAGGGUAACUGAUCAUAGAAUUAAUUUAACAUUAUAUGAAUUAAAUAAUAUAUUAAAUGGUGAAUCAUUACAAGUUAUUAUAAAUGGACUUAAAGUACAUUCUCAAAUUGAAAUAUUACAAAAUAAUGAUAUUUAA